AUGACGAACAGUUCGUUCUGUCCAGUUUACAGAAAUCGGGAGCCAUUCUCCUAUUUUUUUUAUUUAGUUUUCCUUGUUGGAAUUAUUGGAACUUGUUUUGCAACUUGGGCUUUCGUACAGAAAAACACACAUCACAGGUGUGUGAGCAUAUACUUAAUUAAUCUGCUUACAGCCGAUUUCCUGCUCACUCUGGCAUUACCAGUGAAAAUUGUUGUUGACCUGGGUGUGGCAUCCUGGAAGCUGAAGAUAUUCCACUGCCAAGUAACAGCCUGCCUCAUGUACAUCAACAUGUACUUGUCAAUUAUCUUCUUAGCAUUCGUCAGCAUUGAUCGAUGUCUCCAGCUGACACACAGCUACAAGAUGUUUCGGAUACAAGAACCUGGAUUUGCCAAAAUGAUAUCAACUGUUGUGUGGCUGAUGGUCCUGCUUAUAAUGGUGCCAAACAUGAUCAUUCCCAUCAACCACAUCGAGGAAAAGCCUGGUUUGGGUUGUGUGGACAUUAAAAAGGAUUUUGGAAAAAAUUGGCAUUUGCUGACAAAUUUCAUAUGUGUAGCAAUAUUUUUAAACUUCUCAGCCAUUAUUCUAAUAUCGAAUUGCCUUGUCAUUCGAAAACUCUACAGAAACAAAGAUAAUGAAAACUAUCCAAAUGUGAAAAAGGCUCUCAUCAACAUACUUAUAGUGACUUUGGGCUAUUUCAUAUGCUUUGUUCCUUAUCACAUCGUCAGAAUCCCGUACACCCUCAGCCAGACAGAAGUCGUAUCUGACUGCCCCACCAGGAUUUCUCUCUACAAAGCUAAAGAGGCCACGCUGCUCCUGGCUGUGUCCAACCUGUGCUUUGAUCCUAUCCUGUACUACCUACCACCUCUCCAAGGCAUUCCGCUCCAAGGUCACUGAAACUUUUACCUCAUCUAAGGAGACCAAUGCAAAGAAGGAAAAGCCAGGAUGUGAAAAUGAUGUAUAAAAAAAUGCAGGACAGCUCACGCUUAACACCUUUUGCCUUACUGGAUCAUAAAGCUACUUACAAUUUUAAAAGUGAAAAAAAAAAAAAAAAACUCAGUAAGAAAAAAUAUAGACAGCUAACAAACACCGACUGGUUUGCUUAAAAAUCCUGUUUCUAAAUGCAAGCCAAGCCUAUACUCUUAUGGGAAUUGGUACUACUGAACCCACAACUACUGCAUUUACACAAAAACUAGAGUCUUAAUGAACCAAUGUAAAAUUUGCAAUAUUCUUGAGAUCCAAAAGAGAGGUCUGUGACAUAGACCCAGAGGUAUUCAUGACGUACUCAUUUAAAUGCCUGGAUCUGA
Messenger RNA from Nycticebus coucang (slow loris), 1304 nucleotides. RefSeq names its product G protein-coupled receptor 171 (gene GPR171). The transcript has a single exon. Gene Ontology annotation, molecular function: G protein-coupled purinergic nucleotide receptor activity. The record is from RefSeq and is a predicted model, not a curated record. Gene Ontology annotation, biological process: G protein-coupled receptor signaling pathway. Gene Ontology annotation, cellular component: membrane. NCBI's taxonomy places the organism in Eukaryota, Metazoa, Chordata, Mammalia, Primates, Lorisidae. The coding region runs from base 1 to 894 and encodes 297 amino acids.